This is a messenger RNA of Sodiomyces alkalinus F11, 556 nucleotides long. RefSeq names its product Sm-like ribonucleo protein. The transcript has 3 exons. NCBI's taxonomy places the organism in Eukaryota, Fungi, Ascomycota, Sordariomycetes, Glomerellales, Plectosphaerellaceae. Gene Ontology annotation, cellular component: U1 snRNP; U5 snRNP; catalytic step 2 spliceosome. The record is from RefSeq and is a predicted model, not a curated record. Bases 130 to 477 code for a protein of 115 amino acids. Gene Ontology annotation, molecular function: RNA binding. Gene Ontology annotation, biological process: RNA processing; spliceosomal snRNP assembly.
CCGACCAAGACACCAUCACGAUACAGGCCGAGGCAAACGACAACUUCGAGUCACGGCCAAGCUAAGAGUUCUCCUUUCGACCAAACCCGCACUCUUCCUGGACCGAAUUGAGGUCCCCGUCCCGCUACAAUGACGUCCACAAUCGGCAUCCCCAUCAAGCUCCUCAACGAGGCACAGGGCCACAUCAUCACUCUCGAAAUCACCUCCGGCCAGACCUACCGCGGCAAGCUACUAGAAGCCGAAGACAACAUGAACGUCCAGCUCAAAGACAUCACCGUGACGGCCCGCGACGGCCGCGUCUCCCACCUCGACCAGGUCUACAUCCGCGGCUCGCACGUGCGCUUCUUCAUCGUCCCGGACAUGCUGCGCAACGCCCCCAUGUUCCGCAGCCGCCACCUGCGCGGCCGCGGUGUCGGUCUCGCCCGUGGAAGGGCGACCGUUAGCCGUGCGAGGGCGAGUGGGCGGGGUGGAAGGUAAUUCGGGGCGACGGGGCGAGAGGACGAAAGGAAAAGGAGAAUCUUACAACACGAUUUGGUGGGAAAGACGGGGAUGGAGG